AUGUUGCAACGAUUACUUCAAAUUAGAUUCGACGCCAAAAUAUCCAGUAGGCAUACAAAUAUAUUGUUUAGGUUGCCUUUUCAAAAUCAGUCGUGUCAUUGUGGAGUCAGGUUAUAUUCGAGUAGACAAAUAAUUUGGUUACGAAAUGCUGCGGAAGCACCAGCAUUCAAAGGUGGGAUAUCCUGUGUGAAAGCGAGAUCUUACGCCAGUGAAGUGGAUACACAGAAGAAAGAUACAUCUAUCAAUGCGUUAAACAAUAAGGGUUCUUUGGAAGCAGAUAAAAAAAUCAAUGUGAAAUUAAAGACUUCAGAUAUAAAGCGAUUAUUUAAUUUAGCUGCGCCUGAGAAAUGGAAUCUUACUGGUGCUAUACUUUUCUUAGUAAUAUCAUCUAGUGUAACUAUGGCAGUGCCAUUUUCACUAGGCAAGGUAUUAGAUAUUAUAUACAGUAGUACAAAUGAUCUUGGCUCUGCUCGUGAGAAGCUGGACUCUCUCUGUUUCAUAUUGUGUGGAGUCUUUCUAAUUGGAGGGUUGUGCAACUUUGGCAGAGUGUACCUAAUGUCUAUAUCUGGUCAACGCAUGACCCAAACUCUCCGCAAGCAAGUGUUUGGGGCAAUCAUGCGUCAAGAACCAGCUUGGUUUGGUAAGACGUCGACUGGCGAAUUGGUAAACAGACUGUCGGCUGAUACACAACUGGUGGGCAGAAACCUCAGUCAGAAUGUCAGUGAUGGAUUACGGUCAUUUUUCAUGGUCGGCGCUGGUACUGGUAUGAUGAUCUACAUGUCACCAUCAUUAGCAAUGAUUGGACUAUGCAUAGUGCCUCCCGUAUCAAUUUUAGCCGUGUUCUACGGUCGCUUUGUGAGGGGUAUCACGCGACAAUUGCAGGAUUCCUUGGCAGAAACAAGUGCGCUAGCGGAAGAGAAGAUAUCAAAUAUAAAGACUGUGAAAGCGUUCAGUAAAGAAGCGGCAGAGGAGCGGUCGUAUGGUCAGAAAAUCGAAAACGUUCUUAGGUUGGCGUAUAAAGAAUCUUUAGCGGUCGGAAGUUUCUAUGGCUUGACCGGUCUGUCAGGCAACACCAUAAUCAUCUUAGUACUUUACUAUGGAGGUGGAAUGGUUGCAACUGAACAACUCACUGUAGGAAAUCUGACGUCAUUCCUCUUGUAUGCAGCGUAUGUUGGUAUCAGUAUCGGAGGUCUGAGUAGUUUUUAUACUGAGCUCAAUAAAGGCAUGGGAGCUGCCACGAGGUUAUGGGAGAUUAUUGAUAGAAAGCCUACUAUUCCUGUUACAGGUGGUCUACGGCCGGUACAGAGGCCUAAAGGGGAAAUAGUGUUAGAAAAUAUACAUUUUUCCUACCAAGGAGCACCGUUACUCAAAGGCCUAAACUUGCAUUUAUUGCCUGGGAAAUCUUUAGCCCUUGUCGGAAGAUCUGGUUGCGGGAAAAGUACAGUUGCUGCGUUAAUAUUGAGGCUUUAUAACCCGGACAAAGGAAAAAUAUACUUGGACAAUGUAGAUAUAAAUGAACUUGACCCAAUUUGGUUAAGGAGUCACAUUGGUUACGUCAGUCAGGAACCUGUGCUAUUCAGCGGCACCAUUAAAGAAAACAUUCUGUACGGCGCAUUAGAUGAUCAACAAGCGACUUCUGGUAAUGACGAUGAGGACUCGGCAUGGUUACGUGCAGCGAGAACAGCCCAUCUGCAAGAGGUGGUGGUUGGGACCAAAGGUUGGGAGCGGCAGGUUGGAGCCCGUGGCGGACAGCUCAGCGGUGGGCAGAAGCAACGCGUCGCCAUAGCCAGAGCGAUUGUUAAGAAUCCAAAAAUUCUUAUCCUAGACGAAGCUACGUCAGCUCUGGAUGCAUAUUCUGAAUACCUCGUCGACAAAGCACUUAAAGAGAUCAGUAGAGACCGAACAGUGCUCACAAUCGCACAUAGACUGAGCACCAUACAAUCAGCAGACGAAGUGGCAGUACUUGAAAACGGAGUUAUUCUUGAGCAAGGACCGUAUAAUGGACUAAUGUCAAAACCAGAAGGGUUCUUCAGGGAGUUAAUAACACAUCAAACUUUCAGCUCCAAAGCAAGAGAACCAAGCCAACCAAGCAUUCCUACCAAGUCAACCAGAGAGGUACAUCAAACGUAUUAAAUAUAUAUUGUAUGAUGAAAUCGGUUAAUUGCGGCUAUGGUCUCUAUUUUUUUUGCUGCAUUUACUUAAACUUGACUAAUUUGCUAUACUAAAUAAAAUUACCAAGCGUACACCGUAAUCUUAUACCUGUCUUCCAACAGGGUAGGUUAUAAUUGUGCAAUACAACUUGUUAUGAUAUCGUAGCACACUUUCUUUCACUGAUUUCGUUACUGUAAGCUGAUACACGAUAGCAAAACUGAGUUUGACAAGUUCGGCGAAUGCUGAUUUUGGGGCAGUCGUGGCCUUUCGGCGGCUUAGGACCACAAUGAGGAAUCACAACGUCUUUAAAUAACCACUUCUACAAAUGACCAUUUCUGAAAUGCUACUUCUACAAAAGAACACUUCUUGAAACGGCUACUUCUUGCAUUGACCACUUUUACAAUUCAAUAUGUUUCGGCUUCGGAUUAGGAACAUUACCACAAGUUUGAACUCAUACAACGGUCGAAAGUUAUUUACCUACUACUACUACUACUACAUACAGCAAGACGCUAUCUGCAC
This is a messenger RNA of Hyposmocoma kahamanoa, 2670 nucleotides long. RefSeq names its product ATP-binding cassette sub-family B member 10, mitochondrial-like. The transcript has 10 exons. NCBI's taxonomy places the organism in Eukaryota, Metazoa, Arthropoda, Insecta, Lepidoptera, Cosmopterigidae. Gene Ontology annotation, molecular function: ATP hydrolysis activity; ABC-type oligopeptide transporter activity; ATP binding. Bases 1 to 2133 code for a protein of 710 amino acids. Gene Ontology annotation, cellular component: membrane. The record is from RefSeq and is a predicted model, not a curated record. Gene Ontology annotation, biological process: transmembrane transport.